CCUCCUUGCUUGGAGAAAUAAUGCCACUGACAGACCAGGGAGGGCUCGUCCAAUGAAAAAGUGGGAGUGCCGCACCAUGUGAGCCGAUUGGUUACCCUGGACCUAAGCAGACUUGGACGGAGGCUGCAGUUCUGGGAUUAGAGAUGAUAUAGAUCCGUCGACAUCUGUCCGUCCACGAUGGUUGUGCCUGAAUCUCAGGACAAGAUGUACUACCCUCCUGAUGACAUGAAGAGGGAUGCUCAUGUGCCUGAUUUUAACUCCUAUCUGGCACUGUACAGGAAGUCUCUUGAGAAUCCAGAAGCUUUCUGGAAAGAGAUUGCUGAUGAGUUCGUUUGGAAGAAGCCAGCAACAGGACCAGUGCUGCAGUACAACUUCGAUGUGACAAAAGGGAACAUUUACGUCAAAUGCAUGGAAGGGGCCAAAACCAACAUGUGCUAUAAUGUCCUGGACAGGCUCGUGAAGGAGAAGAACCUCGGUGAAAAAAUUGCCUUUUACUGGGAGGGGAACUCACCUGACCACCACCUCGCCAUCACCUACAGCCAACUGCUGAGCCAGGUCUGCUGCUGCGCUAAUGUCCUUAAACAACUGGGUGUAAAAAAGGGAGACAGAGUGUCUAUCUACCUCCCCAUGAUCCCAGAGCUGGUGUACACUAUGUUGGCCUGUGCAAGGAUAGGCGCUGUUCACUCCAUUGUGUUUGCAGGCUUCUCCUCUGAGUCUCUGUGCGAGAGGAUCAUGGAUGCCCAGAGCAGCAUCCUGGUGACAGCAGAUGGUGUUUAUAGAGGAGAGAAGCUGAUCAACCUGAAACAGAUUGCAGACGAGGCUCUGGAGAAGUGCAGGGGAAAAGCGUCAUCCAGUGUCACUAAAUGCCUCGUCGUCAAACACCACGCUCUGAGGACAAAAAGCGGAGCUGCGUGCAACAAACUACAGACCCCCUGGGACUCUGAGUGUGAUGUGUGGUGGGAUGAGGUGAUGAAAGACUCCCCUGAAGAGUGUGAACCAGAGUGGCUGGACGCUGAGGAUCCUCUGUUUAUCCUCUACACCAGCGGCUCCACAGGCAAACCAAAGGGUGUUCUCCACACUGUUGCCGGGUAUCUGCUCUACACGUCGCUGACCUUCAAGUGUGUUUUUGAUCAUCACCAUGACGACGUGUACUGGUGCACUGCAGACAUCGGCUGGAUCACCGGCCACUCCUACAUCACCUACGGGCCACUUGCAAACGGUGCUACGAGUGUGCUGUUUGAAGGUAUUCCAGUCCACCCUCAUGUCGGCCGGUUCUGGGAGAUCAUUGAGAAGUACAAAGUGACCAAGUUCUACACAGCUCCGACAGCCAUCCGCCUGCUGAUGAAGUACGGACGUGAACCGCUGCAGAAAUAUGACCUCUCCAGCCUGAGGAUUCUGGGUACUGUUGGUGAGCCGAUCAACCCAGAGGCAUGGCAGUGGUACCGCGAGGUCGUCGGUGAGGGCAGAUGUCCGGUGGUCGACACUUUCUGGCAGACAGAGACUGGAGGUCAUGUUUUGACUCCUCUUCCUGCGGCCACGCCACUGAAACCAGGCUCUGCUACCUUUCCUUUCUUCGGGGUAGAGCCCACAAUCCUCAACGAACACGGAGAGGAGCUGCAAGGCGAGGCCGAGGGUUAUCUCGUAUUCAGGAGGCCCUGGCCCGGAAUAAUGCGCACUGUGUACAAAAACCACGAACGCUUCGAGAACACCUACUUUAAGAAAUUCCCGGGUUUCUAUGUAACUGGUGAUGGCUGCAGGCGGGAUAAAGACGGUUAUUACUGGAUCACAGGACGGAUAGACGACAUGCUGAAUGUGUCAGGCCACCUGAUGAGCACAGCAGAGGUGGAGGCAGCUCUGACGGAGCACCCGGCCGUAGCGGAGGCCGCGGUAGUGAGUCGGCCUCACAAGGUGAAGGGCGAGUGUCUGUACUGCUUUGUCAGCCUCAAAAACAGCAGGGAGUUUAACCGCACGCUGGUGGAGGAGCUCAAGAGACAGGUGAGAGAGAAAAUUGGACCAAUCGCUACACCAGACUUCAUUCAAAAUGCUCCGGCGCUCCCGAAAACUCGCUCAGGGAAGAUCAUGAGGCGAAUCCUCCGGCAGAUCGCCCGCAAUGAGAAGGACCUCGGCGACCUUUCAUCCCUGGCUGAUCCCAAGGUGGUGGAGGUGUUGUUCAGCCAGAGGUGUGAAGCUGCAGCCUGAACGGACACCCUCGUCUUCAUGCUAUGAAACGGUACAAAUCAAUCAAACAAUCACAAACAGCUGGUUCGGGAUCUGAGUGUUUGUGUGCACUUUUUGGGACUGAAUGAAAGGGCAGGGACAUCAGGGCAUUUAAAAUGGUUGUUUUAUGUGAAGAGAAUAUAAAUAUAUGAAUUUAAAUAUGAUUGAUUAGGUAGACGCACAGAUGUAGGGAUGCUGCUUUGUGUUUGGGCCAAAAAAUCAAACAAACUAGGCACCAGAGUUACUAUGUUUUAUAUUUUCUUAAUGUCUUUCAGUUCCACGUCUCACAUCAUACAUCUUUAAAUAGAAGUCAGCUUUGCACAGCUUGUUUUUGACUGACGACUGAUGUACGUGUUCAACCUGUGAUAACAUUUCUAUGACCUCACAAUAAAGUGUUUCAUCUUG
Messenger RNA from Larimichthys crocea (large yellow croaker), 2622 nucleotides. RefSeq names its product acyl-CoA synthetase short chain family member 2 like (gene acss2l). Gene Ontology annotation, molecular function: AMP binding; acetyl-CoA synthetase activity. NCBI's taxonomy places the organism in Eukaryota, Metazoa, Chordata, Actinopteri, Sciaenidae. Bases 178 to 2199 code for a protein of 673 amino acids. The record is from RefSeq and is a predicted model, not a curated record. The transcript is spliced from 19 exons.